AAACAUGGCCGCGCGCCCUGUCCACUGAAGAGCCGCUUUCGUCACUGCCGGAAAAAACCGAACCUCCCCGACCGGUCUGGUACGUAAACAAGGUCGGACACUGCAGCACACGAACCGAACUCUUUCCGUCGCGGGGUCCGCACGCUUCUGAGACGAGAGGAGAUCCAAACUGCUUCACCAGCCCUCCGCGGAGCAAGGACCAGACCAGCCAAGAUGAUGCAGUGUUUUCACUUCAUGGUGGAGCCGGCCAAAAACCUGACGGCCAAGAUAAAGGAAUCACACAAGAGAGCAAAUAAGGACAAGAGGGAGCCUCUGGAUGAGGAUCAGCUGUUUGUUGUGGAUCUGGCUAGAGACCUAAACCGCGUGUGCCAGAGGUCAGCAGUCCUGGAGCACAUCUGGAGCCAGGAUGACACCUGGCCAACUCCUCUCUGCAGGCUUUUCAUCCUGCAGUGGGCCUCUAUGCUGGAGAGCAAGAAGAGGCCCCUGCAGACCGAUGGCUGGCCAGAGAUGGAUGAGGGCAAACUGCCUGAUUUGAUUAAUGAACAGGACCUGCUGCAGGCCAAAAACCUGAUCCUCAACUGGGUCAGGGACCUGAGAGCUCAGCCUGAGCAAAGCGUGAGGCCUGGGGAACCUGUGGCAAAGAUUCUGGAGGACCUGCAGUCAGCCUGGCGUUGGGGCCGUGUCCCCAGUCUGCUGACUGCUAUGGAGCUGGUCAUGUGGACUUUAAUGCUGCAGCGCCCGGAUAAGGACGCCAUACCGCAGCAGUGGCUCAUGUGGAAGCAGAGGACUCAGAAUAUUGGUGCCAUAUCCUACAUUCCUCAGCCAGUGUGGGACUGGAUCUCAGAUGCUGCAGUUGAGGUGAGCCUGGAUCUGGACACAGCCAACCCUGAUCUGCUCAUCUCUACCGAUGAGAAGAGGAUGCGCUGCGGCUUUGAGCGGAAGGAUGUUCCCAACUACCACGAGCGCUUCGACGGCUGGUGGUGUGCUGUCGGGAUGGAGGGCUUCAGCUCCGGCCGCCACUACUGGGAGGUGGAGGUGGGCGAGCGGGACUGGCGGCUGGGCGUGGCUAAAGAGUCAUCCCUGAGGAAAGGCUUCAAGUCGCUGAACACCAAUACAGGGUACCUGACCCUGCGGCUGGAGAGGGGCACUGAGCUGAAGGCGCUGACCGUGCCCUUCACUGCCCUGCCGCCGGGCCUCAUCCCCCGCAAGGUGGGCAUCUACCUCGACUAUGACCACGGCCAGCUGUCCUUCUAUGAUGUGGAAAAACACUUACACAUUUACACCUACAAUGAGAGCUUCACUGAGAAGCUCUUCCCCUUGUUUGGUACAGUGGAGAUCAUCAAAGAUCUGGUGAUCAGGUCCCCGGCAGCCAAGACCCAAUGUCUCUGCUCCACAUCCUGCCUCUGGGGUUGAGUUUCCUUCUGUCACCUCUUCCUUCAAAAUCCAGUAGACAUCAUAUUAAAGUAUAAGAAACCAGGUUAUAUAAUACUGUAAUCCGAAACAGAGAUCCUGAUGUAAAAGACCACUAUGUGACCACACUCUACGCUGCUGCUGCUUCAAUGUGAUUGUUGCUACCAAGUUAUCAUGUUACCCUUUGCUCACAUACAUGAUGUAUUUUCAUAUGUUUGAAAUAAAGGCUAUAGCAUUAAUGUAAUGUAUUGUGCAAUAUUAAUCCUGCAGUGAGAAUGCACUCUGUGAAUAAUAAAUAAACCAAA
This is a messenger RNA of Xiphias gladius (swordfish), 1715 nucleotides long. Its product is annotated as butyrophilin subfamily 3 member A3-like. NCBI's taxonomy places the organism in Eukaryota, Metazoa, Chordata, Actinopteri, Istiophoriformes, Xiphiidae. The record is from RefSeq and is a predicted model, not a curated record. Bases 214 to 1413 code for a protein of 399 amino acids. Gene Ontology annotation, molecular function: protein binding. The transcript is spliced from 10 exons.